CUUCUGGGACUCCACUCUCAACCACCGCGCCAGGACGCACGCAUGCCAGAGGACGCCGGGAUUGGAGCCGCCUCGUCAGGUGCCGUCUCCAAGAAGCGAGCAGCAGAGGACUUUCAGCGCGCCUACAAGGCUUGUAUCAAUUGCAGAGCCAGAAAGGCGAGGUGUGUUCUUACGACCGACGGCAACAACCUUGUUCCGCCCUGUCAAAGAUGCCGCCGAGAGAUGCGAGAAUGUGUCUUCAGGGCCGAACGGUCGUGGACCAAGCGGCCCAAACAGUCCUCGUUGGAGCCGGAUCCAAAUGAGCCUCCAGAUCAGGCUGUCACAAAUGUUUCUUUUCCCUCCAUUAUCCGGAACGGAAAAUCGGGUGCUCGAAGGACCUCUGGCGCCGCAUCCAUACCCCCAAUCACGUAUGAUAAUGCGUCUCCAAUCCAAGAGCGAGCUCGAAGAGCGUCUUCUCCUGUUGCUCCCGGAAGGCUCGCCGACUCCGUUAUGCGCACCGUAGUCUCUAGCUCAAAUGAUGCAUUGAAUCUCCUUUUUGAGGCAGCCCACCACAGAGACACGCUUGGUCCUCCAAACGACCCCGAUACGACAGAACCAAGCCCAAACAACCAGCCUUUAACCUACGGAUCUGGUGAUACUCCUCCUGCUAUGUCAUCUUCGAGGGGAAGGGUUGGCAAUUUGUCCAAAGCGUCGCCCGAAACACUUCGCACCUGGAAUGCGUGUCGCUUCGUACAGAUAGGCUGGUUCUCCGCCCAGGAGGCAGUCACUUACGUUGAUCUGUUCUUCAAGAAUCUCUCCUUUUUGUCUCCCGUACUGAGCGACUUCUACAGUGACCAUCAGAAUCAUCUGCUGCUCAUAUCACGGGAUCCCUUUUUGUGCUCCACGAUUUUGAUGAUCUCUUCGCGAUACAACAUUCUGCCAGGCGUAGGUGGAAUGCCGCGCAGCUACUUUAUCCACGAUCGGCUAUGGGAGCAAUGCCAGCGGUUCAUUAUGAUGAUAACGCUUGGCCAAGAGAAGGCGUCCAGGGCCAAAACUCGCACGAUCGGCUCAAUAGAGGCUCUGCUUCUCAUCGCUGAAUGGCACCCGCGAGCUCUACAUUUCUCGACGGGGAGCGAUGGCUGGGACGCUGAGCUAAUGAGCGCACCCCUUUGUACAACGCAUACAGAUGAUGAUGAUUUACACUCCAAAGACAACUUCUCGUCCAGUCGAUGGCUUGAAGAUGUGGUAGAACCUGCGAAACGAAGCGACCGGAUGUCUUGGAUGCUUCUAGGCUGCGGGCUUGCCCUAGCUCACGAACUAGGCAUCUUCGACGAAAACUCUAAUUUCGACAAAGCUCACGAUGCUUCAAACCCAAUGCCGGCGGGAACCAAGCAGUUUCGAUGCAUUCGAGCACAGAAGCUGCUAUACGUAUUCAUUGAACAGCUUUCUUUCCGCCUCGGAUGUACCUCAAUGAUACCCCAGAGCCUAAAUCACGUUCUUUUGGCCAAACCUCCGCUUGCCUCAAUUUCGCCAUAUGAAGAACUAUGGCUGGUUCAUAUGAGCGCUUGGGUCGAGCUCACGAAAAUCUCAAAGUCCGUGUCAGACAUGCUCUUCCCAUCUGCAGCGGUCACCAGAAAGACGCUCCGAAGUGGUCGCUACGUCGGACUUUUGCAGCAUUUCCAGUCUCAGCUUAAGCAGUGGCUCAAAAAGCACGGCAACAUGAACAUUGCAGACCGAGAUCUGAAUGACAUGAUGUGCAUGGAAUACCAAUACGUGAGAAUCCACACAAACUCGCUCGGAAUGCAAGCAGUCGUCGAAAGAACACUCGCUGAAGCCGACGCGAACGGGCUACAGAGUGAGGCUUUACCGCUAAACAUAGAACCGCUUUCUAUAGACUACGACUUCAUUCAGGAAGUUGUGGACGGGAGCUGUGACAUUCUUUUAAAAGCCAUUCGACUCGCAGAAACCGGCGCGCUCCAUUACGCUCCCGUCAGAGUCAUCCUCAGGACUGUCACGGCUUCGGUAUUCCUUAUCAAGAGCUUAAGCCUGGGGGCCCCAAAAACAAGACUGGAGUCAUCUCUAGAGAUACUCGAUAACUGCAUCAACGCAUUGCGAACAAGUACCAUGGAAGAUGGACAUCUUGCUGCGCGUUAUGCUACCUUAUUGGAGCUGCACGUCACUCGUCUUCGGAAUAAUCUUAUAAUCUCCGCAAGACCUCCCAUGUUACCACCGAGACAGGCAUCGGUGGACAGUCCCGCCGGCUUAGCGUUUCUGAGUAAUCAGAAUGCUGGAGAUUCUGGUAUCGCGUCUCUGGUUGAGGAUAUUAACGGUAUGAUGUACACGGAUGAUUGGCUUUCGCUACCAUUCAAUCCUUCAAUGGCGCCGUUCGAAAUCGGCACCGCACAAACGGCUUUCGGGACUGAUGAGGGAAACCUCGAUUUCUUCUGGGACCUGCCAGCUUGAGACUUUGUGACUGAAGCCCAGCUGCAUUACAACUGCUGGGGAUGCGCCCAUGACUUUUCAAAGCUGGCUGAUGGGCAUUG
This is a messenger RNA of Mytilinidion resinicola, 2522 nucleotides long. RefSeq names its product C6 transcription factor-like protein. NCBI's taxonomy places the organism in Eukaryota, Fungi, Ascomycota, Dothideomycetes, Mytilinidiales, Mytilinidiaceae. Gene Ontology annotation, molecular function: zinc ion binding; DNA-binding transcription factor activity, RNA polymerase II-specific. Bases 43 to 2442 code for a protein of 799 amino acids. Gene Ontology annotation, biological process: positive regulation of transcription by RNA polymerase II; aromatic amino acid catabolic process. The record is from RefSeq and is a predicted model, not a curated record. The transcript is spliced from 6 exons. Gene Ontology annotation, cellular component: nucleus.